Molecule: messenger RNA, 1492 nt
Organism: Lacerta agilis (Sand lizard)
Lineage: Eukaryota; Metazoa; Chordata; Lepidosauria; Squamata; Lacertidae
Gene: LDHB
Product: lactate dehydrogenase B
Exons: 8
Coding region: 255-1256 (333 amino acids)
Biological process (GO): carboxylic acid metabolic process
Cellular component (GO): cytoplasm
Molecular function (GO): L-lactate dehydrogenase (NAD+) activity
Source: RefSeq, a predicted model, not a curated record
UGGCGCGCCGUCCUUGAAGAGGAUUGCGCGAGCCGAAGGGGCGGGCGGGGCUCUGGUUUCCAAUCACAAAAGCGUAACCCGAGCAAAAGCGACGCGGAGCGGCUCCGGAUCCGCCUCCUUCCCCUUGCCCGGCUGACAUUGUCUUCUUUCCCCUCCUCCAUCCAGGCUGUUCCUCAGCUGCGCUCCUCGUCUUCUCGUUGCUCCUGCUGCUGCUAAGCCGGUCGUAGGCGCACAAACAAACCCCAGAGAAAAAAAUGGCUUCGCUCAAGGAUAAAUUGAUCACACCCGUGACACAGCCGGCCACCAAGCCAAACAACAAAGUCACCGUGGUAGGAGUCGGUCAAGUUGGGAUGGCUUGUGCCAUCAGUGUCCUGGAAAAGGGUCUCUGCGAUGAGCUUGCACUGGUUGAUGUCCUGGAAGACAAACUGAAGGGAGAAAUGAUGGACCUUCAGCAUGGAAGCUUAUUUCUUAAGACACAUAAGAUCGUAGCGGGCAAGGAUUACGCAGUCACCGCUAAUUCCAAGGUUGUCGUCGUGACUGCCGGAGUCCGCCAGCAGGAAGGAGAGACUCGCCUGGACUUGGUCCAGAGGAACGUGAACGUCUUCAAGUUCAUUAUCCCGCAGGUUGUGAAACAUAGUCCGGACUGCAUCAUCCUGGUUGUUUCGAACCCAGUGGAUAUCCUCACCUACGUUACGUGGAAACUGAGCGGGCUGCCUAAGCACCGUGUCAUCGGCAGCGGUUGCAACCUCGAUUCCGCCCGGUUCCGUUUCCUGAUGGCUGAAAAGCUGGGCGUCCAUCCCACCAGCUGUCACGGUUGGAUCCUGGGAGAACACGGCGAUUCCAGCGUGGCUGUCUGGAGUGGGGUUAACGUCGCAGGUGUUUCCCUCCAGCAGCUAAACCCUGACAUGGGGACUGAACAAGAUCCGGAGGGCUGGAAGAAAGUCCACAAGGAGGUGGUUGACAGUGCCUAUGAAGUGAUCAAGCUGAAAGGAUACACCAACUGGGCCAUUGGCAUGAGUGUUGCCGACCUACUGGAGACCAUCUUCGGGAACCUUUGCCGAGUUCAUCCAGUGUCCACUAUGGUAAAGGGCAUGUAUGGCAUUGAAAACGAAGUGUUCCUGAGCCUGCCGUGUGUGCUGGGGUCUGUCGGCUUGACCAGCGUGAUCAACCAGAAGCUGAAGGACGACGAGGUGUCCCAGCUCCAGAAGAGUGCCACCACGUUGUGGAACGUCCAGAAGGACAUCAAGGACCUGUAGGCUUAGGAGGGCCGCCUUCCCACCAGUAGCAGCAGCAGCAGCAGCAGGAAUGAUAACCAACGUCCAAAGUUGGACCCCGCAAUUUUGCGCGAGCCUCUCUAGCGUAUCUCCGUAGCUGAGCUUCCAGUAAUCAACCCCAAAACCGUACGAGUUUUCACCCACCACGGUUAAGAUGUGUGCUUGGUGUAACGCAGACCUUUUCAAACUAAAUAAAACCAGCUCUUUUGUGUGUGCUC